Molecule: messenger RNA, 1211 nt
Organism: Episyrphus balteatus (marmalade hoverfly)
Lineage: Eukaryota; Metazoa; Arthropoda; Insecta; Diptera; Syrphidae
Gene: Cdk7
Product: cyclin-dependent kinase 7
Exons: 2
Coding region: 123-1139 (338 amino acids)
Biological process (GO): positive regulation of transcription by RNA polymerase II; protein phosphorylation
Cellular component (GO): transcription factor TFIIK complex; nucleus; cytoplasm
Molecular function (GO): RNA polymerase II CTD heptapeptide repeat kinase activity; cyclin-dependent protein serine/threonine kinase activity; ATP binding
Source: RefSeq, a predicted model, not a curated record
CUGUCAUUUUAAUUUCGUUUUGUCAUUUGAAAAAGUACACAAAAAUCUAAAACUCAAGUUGUAAAGAUUUAAAACAAGUGGUUUCUCAUCAAAAUUUUCCAAAAAAAAAUCUAAAAUAAAAUAUGGACAGUCGCUUACAACGUUAUGAAAAAAUAGAUUUUCUCGGUGAAGGGCAGUUUGCCACAGUUUACAAAGCACGAGAUAUCCACACCGACGAUAUCGUAGCCGUGAAAAAGAUAAAAAUCGGUAGUCGCGAGGAAGCCCAAGAUGGCAUUAAUCGAACUGCCUUGCGUGAAAUUAAACUCCUUCACGAAUUGCAACAUGAAAAUGUCAUCGGUUUAGUUGAUGUCUUUGGACACAAAUCAAAUGUGUCUUUAGUUUUUGAUUUUAUGGACACAGAUUUGGAAAUAAUCAUAAAAGAUCCAAAGAUUGUCUUGACUCAAGGCAAUAUAAAAGCUUACAUGAUAAUGACUCUGCAAGGUCUCGAAUAUUUGCACAUGAAUUGGAUCUUGCAUCGUGAUUUGAAGCCAAACAAUUUGCUAGUGAACUCGAAAGGAGUUUUAAAAAUCGGUGAUUUUGGGUUGGCAAAGUUCUUUGGGUCGCCAAGUCGAAUUUACACUCAUCAAGUUGUGACGCGGUGGUAUCGAGCGCCGGAAUUACUUUUCGGUGCUCGUCAAUAUGGGACGGGAAUUGAUAUUUGGGCUGUGGGUUGUAUUCUCGCCGAAUUACUUCUCCGAGUUCCCUUUUUGCCGGGUGACAGUGAUUUAGAUCAAUUGACAAAGAUAUUUCAAGCAAUGGGCACUCCGAAUGAAGAGAAUUGGCCAAAUGUUAAAUUACUGCCUGAUUUUAUGCAGUUUAAAGUGUUCCCUGGAACACCUUUGCAGCAUAUAUUUACUGCAGCUCCAGAUGAUUUAAUUGAAUUGGCCGAGAAAUUGUUGGCAUUGUGUCCAUCGAAUCGAUGUACUUGUAGUGAAGCUUUGGAUAUGAAAUAUUUCUCUACUAAACCAGCACCAAGUUUGGGAUCGAAGUUGCCAUUGCCACAAUCGAAAAAGGAAACAGUUGAUGAGAAACCGAGUUUGAAGAGGAAAUUGUUGGAGUCGAUGGAAGGGGCGACACUUCCUAAGAAAUUGCAGUUUUAAAAGUAAAAUAUUUAUUACUUUUGUUCUAUUUUUGAAGAAAAUAUAUGUUUUUUUUGUUCUUUUGUAUUAAAA